This is a messenger RNA of Tachysurus vachellii, 1045 nucleotides long. It is a transcript of the gene prdx2, whose product is annotated as peroxiredoxin 2. Gene Ontology annotation, molecular function: thioredoxin peroxidase activity. The record is from RefSeq and is a predicted model, not a curated record. Gene Ontology annotation, cellular component: cytosol. Lineage: Eukaryota; Metazoa; Chordata; Actinopteri; Siluriformes; Bagridae. The transcript has 6 exons. Gene Ontology annotation, biological process: removal of superoxide radicals; cellular response to stress; leukocyte activation. Bases 132 to 725 code for a protein of 197 amino acids.
CUAACGCCAGAGUACGUGUUUUGUACGCGUCACUUGUCUCCUCAGCUCGUUCAUUCAGGGAGAUUGGCGUGUGUUUUAUUCGUCUCAAGCACUUUUACUGUCGGACAACACAAACUAAACAAGCCCUUAGGAUGUCUGCUGGAAACGCCAAGAUCGGUCAUCCUGCUCCUCAGUUCAAGGUCACAGCAGUGGUGGAUGGCCAGUUUAAAGAUGUCCAGCUCUCUGACUACAAAGGAAAGUAUGUGAUUUUGUUCUUUUAUCCUCUGGACUUCACCUUCGUGUGCCCCACUGAGAUCAUCGCCUUCAGCGAUCGCGUGGAAGAGUUCCGUAAGAUCGGCUGUGAAGUCCUCGCCGCCUCCACCGACUCCCAAUUCAGUCACCUGGCCUGGAUCAACACCCCGAGGAAGCAGGGAGGCCUGGGCUCCAUGAACAUCCCCCUGCUGGCCGACCUGACCCAGUCCGUCUCCCGCGAUUACGGAGUGCUGAAGGAGGACGAGGGCAUCGCCUACAGAGGGCUGUUUGUGAUCGACGAUAAGGGCAUCCUGAGGCAGAUCACCAUCAAUGACCUGCCGGUGGGCCGUUCGGUGGACGAGACACUCCGUCUGGUUCAGGCUUUCCAACACACCGACAAGUUCGGAGAAGUCUGCCCUGCUGGCUGGAAACCCGGUAGUGACACCAUCGUCCCUGAUGUUCAGAAGAGUAAGGAGUUCUUCUCCAAGCAGUAACACUCCUCACGUCUAACCCCGGAGACUCGGAUCCAGCCGGGUUACUGAAGCACUUAAUGCUGAGCUCUGAUUAAAACAGUCCUGUUUGGUUUGUUUUUGUUUUGUUUUUUUCUGCUGUUUGAGCCUUAGAGAACGAAUCCUGACAUUAACAUGACUUCUGUUUCGUCUGCUGUUACCUCACCUGAGUUUAAGUCUGUUUUUUCCUGUUCUGAAUAAAACGGCAUGAAGUAUUUUGUACUGUUUAACCAUCUAGGCCUGCUGUGUGAAACUUCCUGGAAGUGUCCAAUAAAGAUGGUGGUUUAAAAAACCCCAAAAAACCC